UGCUCGCCCUUGACUGCAGUCUGCUGGGAACUGCCCUUUGUAAAACAGUGACGAUUUGUCAAUUGUCCUAAAAAUACUCUGCUUUGCGAGGAUGGGAGAGUGGAACAGCAGCCGACUCAUUUUUGCGGAUGACUACAGUUCCCUGUUCACAUGGCACGAAUAUCUGGUCUUUGCGGCCGUCCUGACCGUGUCCAUGGGCAUCGGCGUGUUCUACGGAUGCUUCAAAAAGAACAACUCCACUACGGAGAGCUUUCUGAUGGGUGGGAAAAAGAUGGGCGUCCUUCCCGUUUCUCUGUCGCUCAUCUGCAGUUUCGUAUCAGCAAUAACGAUGUUGGGUGAACCUCCGGAGGUUUAUUUCUAUGGACUGAUUUACAUAUACUUUUCUUUCGCCUUCAUUCCAAUGACUCUGAGUUUAAGUUAUCUUUAUCUCCCCGUUUUCUUUCGUCUCCAAUUAACAUCGGCGUACGAGUAUUUUGAACUAAGAUUCAACAGAAACGUACGAAUUGUUAUUUCAGCUUCAGCCAUAGUUCACUUGAUGAUCUACAUGCCACUUACAGUGUGGGGCCCAUCCUUAGCACUGGAUCAAGUUGCUGGUCUGAACAAGUACAUGACUUCCAUUGUCAUCUUUCUCGUAUGUAUAGCAUAUUCUUCAAUCGGUGGUCUAAAAGCCGUUUUAUGGUCAGAUGCGUUUCAAGCGUUCGUCAUGUUUGCCACAAUGUUGACGGUGCUCAUACUGGGAAUCAGCAAGGUCGGUGGCAUGGGUGUGGUCUGGGAGAGAGCUGAGGAAACAGGAAGAACAAAUGUGCUUUUGUUUGAUCCAGACCCACGGACUCGCCACACGUUUUGGACAGGGACAAUUGCAGCAUUUUUCAGCUGGAUACCACUAUUUGCGGGGACCCAAGCUCAAAUUCAGAGAUAUCUUUCCGUACCAACCAUCCGAGAUGCUAGAAAAUGCCUAUUCUUCAAUAUGUUUGGAUUAUUUGCCGUCAUAAUCCUCUGCUCACUGACUGGUCUCAUGAUUUUUGCAAAGUACUAUGACUGUGAUCCCGUAUCACUGGACAAUCAGGUAGUCAGCUCUUCAGAUCAGCUCGUUCCCCUAUUCGUGAUUGAUGUCCUUGGAGAUUAUCCUGGUCUUCCAGGCUUACUCGUUGCAGGGCUCACUUGUGGUUGCCUUAGCUCGGUAUCCUCAGCACUCAAUGCCCUCCCGGCAAUUAUUGUCGAGGAUUAUGUGAAACAUUAUCGGACUGAUUUGACUGAUAGACAACUCGGAUAUAUUUCCAAACUAAUCUCUGCCGUGGGGGGACUCGUCUCGUUUUCCUUAAUCUUUGUCAUUGCCUCAGCAGGAAAUAUUUUACCUUUUGCAUCUCUUCUUCACGGCACAUUUCUCGGACCGAUUGUAGGAGUUUUUUCUUUGGGAAUGUUCUUUCCCUGGUCAAACGCAUUGGGAUCCAUGCUCGGCAUAAUUCCGACUUUAGCAAUCACACUCUUCAUCGGAGUGGGUUCAAUCCUGCAAGGUAACGAAGGGCUCCUUCCCGUGCAGAAACUUCCCCUUCGGACGGAUGGAUGCUAUGUAAAUGAGAUGUUGCAGGACACCUUUUUUAGCCCGGCAGGAAAAGGGUGGAAGGACGAGGACUACUCCCCCUUAACCAAAAUAUUUUCCAUCGCCUACCUCUGGCAACCCGCCAUUACGAUUAUGUCCACCCUUAUUUUUGGGAUGUUAUUCAGCAUCAUAAUCAACGCUUCGGGAGGAAAUAAUGGGCGUAAACGUCGUGUCAAGUCCAGAUAUUUGUCACCACACGUGUUGUCAAUGUGGGUAUACAUUUUUGGGAGUGAAAGAAUGAAAAAGUGGGUCGAAUUUGAAGAAGAUGAAGAUGUUGCUAGAAAUAAAAUUGAUAACAGUGACAAUAAAUCUGAAAUUUCUGCAAAGUAGAAAAUAAUACUGAAUUGUUCCGAUGUGCAUAAUUUUGCAAGUCCACCCACACAACGAUAUUUGGAUGUUUAUGUAUACUGAAUUGUUGCGAGAGAGUGAAACCACAACCAGCAUGUAAGUAAUAGCAUUAAAAAUGAUCCGAACUGAUCCUGAGGCCAGACCCGGAUGCGACUGUGUGUGUUUCAGACAAACAAGACGCAUUCUCUAUCUCUGCUGAUUUCUCUGCUAUUUAAAGGGUGAAAGUUGGGGAAGUUGGCUCAGUUCAGGAUCAACUCUCUUCGUGCUGCUACUGCCCGUAGCUUUCUCCGCUACGCGUUGGUCUCUUCGUUUCAAGAACAAGAUCCUGACUGUGAGUGGGUGAUAUUUAUAAAUAAAUUAGGUUGGGGAAGUUGAGAAAAGGUUCGGGUCGUGUGUGUCGGAGAAAGAGUUGCACGCAAGGUAAAUGCAACUAGACGCAGAAAAGUGAGUGCGAAAUGUCACAAACUGGGAGCACAACCAGAACGGUGGGUUCGCUUGGCUCUUCCACGGAUUCUGGCAACGGUGGGGGUGGCUUCCACUCCCACAAGAAGGACCAGAGGAACAAACAAAGAAAAAUUGUGCGAAUUCUCACUGUCGUGGCUUAUAUGAUGAGCGUCUCUACGGUAGCUCUUGUCCUGUCCGCGUACUACCUCUUCAUCUGGAAACCCACUCCAGCCGAGCCUCUCACUCACUUAAGAAGGGCCACCGACUCUCCCACAACGUCUCACCAUUUUUACAAUCGCCAGACAUUCUCCGUUCUUCAGGCCCCCCUGGCAGCGAGCAGCACAAGCGGACUUAACGCACGCAGGAGCAGCAAGGAAUUCCUCCCUCCUCCACAAAGCCUUGUAGGCAAGGAGGAGGAGGAGGAGGAGGAGGAACAAGAAGACCAAACAGGACCAUCGAGCCCUCCAUAUUCUUCUGACGAUGGUAACAAUUAUGACGAUGAGUCCAAGUCAACCUCAACGCCACAGAGAGCACCGGCAUCAGCCCCAGAACUUGGACGAGUUAGCAGAACCACACCCAACCUCUUAAAAAUAAUUGCCCCGACAAUGGCUCCAAUUUCUUAAAGUUUCAAUGCCUCGACAUGUGCACUCGUUGUUAAAUAUAAAUAUUCAAAAGAUCUCUGUUAAUUGUACAUGAUAAAGACAUAUAUAUUGCGCUAAUGCAACACAUCGAAACAUUAGAUUGUGUCGAUUUACUGUAAAGUUUGUGAUUUACUUACUCAUUACGUAAUUAAAAUAAUUUUACAUUUAUUCUAAA
Molecule: messenger RNA, 3208 nt
Organism: Folsomia candida
Lineage: Eukaryota; Metazoa; Arthropoda; Collembola; Entomobryomorpha; Isotomidae
Product: sodium-coupled monocarboxylate transporter 1
Exons: 16
Coding region: 92-1930 (612 amino acids)
Biological process (GO): transmembrane transport; sodium ion transport
Cellular component (GO): membrane
Molecular function (GO): symporter activity
Source: RefSeq, a predicted model, not a curated record